UUAACUAUUCAUAUCUCUAUAUGAAAAUGAGUUAAGACGUUCCUGUAUGUCAUGUGGCAGCGGACAGAGUAGCAUUUUUAUAAAAAGGAGAAUUACGUCAUACCAUUUCAACGAGCGUCAGUAUUAAGCAUUUAAUACUUGGUUCUCUUUAAGUGCAAGCCUUUCAAGUGUAUGUACAAAAGGAAGACAUUUUUCUCUUAAAUCCUAGAGUGUAAAACAAUGUCUCUGAAAUAACUAAUUCAAUUUAAAUUUUGUGUUCAACACAUCUGCUUCUUUCAUGGUGCUAUUUUUGUAACUGUAAAUAAGUGCAUGUGCCAGACAUGUUUCCAGCUCGCAGUGUGGAUGAUUCAGAGGAUCCCAGCCCCCACGUCUGUGCCUGCUGUGGUCUGUAAAGAAAGCAUCUAAGUAAGCAGGAGAGUGUUUUUUACAAAUUUGAAGUAGCGUAUACUUUUCUUUACUAUCUUCUCUUGGAAGUAAAGGAGAAAUUGCUUCCUUGAGGGAGCUGGUUUUGGUGCUCACUGUGAGGUUAAGCGGAGGUAGUUUGUGUGUCUUGCUCUUGGUUCUGGGUGCUGCAUGAAUGAUUAGAAAUUCUGGUAGCAGAAGUGUAGGUGUGGGUUAGCUAUUAACUUCAGUUUUAGAAACUGCCUUUGCCCAGACAAUAAAAUGAAAGCUUUAAGCAAAUAUUAAAUUGUGCUUUAGUGUAGUGUGCAAAUAGUUUUUGCUGUGUGUUGCAGAACAGUAUGUUAUACAAACAAAGGUAGCUGUGAGAAACAAGACCAAUCCGAGCAAGGUGGAUUACAUCAGAUCAAAGGUGACAAGAAUAGCAGAGCAGAGAAGUCAAGAAUGAUGCAGAGAGCACAGAUGUGAAGAACAAAGGAGAGAGGAAGGAGCUGAGCCUGGUGCGGAGGGGGAAAGGAGAAGAAGAAGCCUAAAUGCAAGUGACAAUGCCUGUCGAAAGGAUGCGGAUGCGCCCCUGGCUGGAAGAGCAAAUCAACUCUAACAGGAUACCGGGGCUGAAAUGGCUAAAUAAGGAGAAGAAGAUUUUUCAGAUUCCCUGGAUGCAUGCUGCAAGACAUGGGUGGGACGUUGAAAAAGAUGCUCCCUUAUUUAGAAACUGGGCAAUUCAUACAGGAAAAUACCAGUCAGGAGUAGAUAAACCCGAUCCAAAGACAUGGAAGGCAAACUUCCGUUGUGCUAUGAACUCUCUGCCUGACAUAGAAGAAGUAAAGGACAAAAGUAUAAAGAAAGGAAACAAUGCCUUCAGGGUAUACCGGAUGCUGCCGUUAUCUGAAAGACCUUCCAAAAAAGGAAAAAAACCGAAGCCCGAGAAGGAUGACAAAUUCAAACAAAUUAAGCAAGAGCCAGUUGAAUCAUCUUUUGGGAUUAAUGGGUUAAAUGACGUCACUUCUGACUAUUUGCUGUCCUCCAGUAUAAAAAAUGAAGUUGACAGUACAGUGAACUUUGUAGUUGUAGGACAGCCUCACCUUGAUGGCAGCAGCGAGGAGCAGGUGAUAGUUGCCAAUCCUCCUGAUGUCUGCCAGGUAGUAGAAGUGACAACAGAAAGUGAUGAACAGCCCCUCAGCAUGAGCCAGCUGUACCCCCUGCAGAUCUCCCCUGUCUCCUCCUAUGCAGAAAGCGAAACAACGGACAGUGUUCCAAGUGAUGAAGAAAGUGCAGAGGGACGACUUCAUUGGCAUAAGAGAAACAUUGAAGGCAAACAGUAUCUCAGCAAUCUGGGAACGAGGAACACUUCUCAUAUGCUUCCGAGCAUGGCGACUUUUGUAGCCAACAAGCCUGACCUCCAGGUCACCAUCAAAGAAGAAAGCUGCCCACUGCCUUACAACAGCUCCUGGCCCCCUUUCCCAGACAUCCCUCUGCAACAAGUAGUGUCCACAGCCUCCACGAGCAGCAGCCGGCCAGACCGCGAGACUCGGGCCAGCGUCAUCAAGAAAACAUCAGACAUCACCCAGUCGAGAGUCAAGAGCUGCUAAGCCUUUGACAGUGUGAUUUUUUUAGCUUUCUUUUGUUUGGUUUUGUAUUUUACGUUUCUCUAGGUGAGGUUCAUCCCUUGGCGCACACAAGACAAAUCUAAGGUAAAACCUUGGCAAUAUAAAACAUUGCUGUGUCCGACUCUGCUUGCCAGAGUGUUUUUAACUCAGGACUCCAGCCGUCAGUAUGUACACCUGAACCCAGGUGGAUUUCCAAGGUUGCUAUGUAGGAAAACAACCCCAGAACUUUGGCUCACUCGCAGGUUCCAGUGUUUCAUAAGAGGACCAACCAACCACAGGGGAAGUGGUGCUGCUGCGCUUCUUGCUGUCAAGGCUGUGAUGGAACUGAAAGCCUCGGAAUGGAAGAGAAAAUGUGAACUAGCUGGAAUAUUUUUAAAUAAAGAAAAAUCUAUUGUGAAUAUUGUACAUAGUGCAGUACUAGCAACGUUGCAGUCUGCUUCUGCACCUUAUUAAGAAAGCACUUACAAAAGGCCUUUUAUUACCUUGCUCUACUUAAUGGCACAUUGAAGGUCCCUCCCCACCUGUAUUCUUUUCCAAGGCUAUUCUUGCUAAAGUGUCUUUAAAGAAUAGAGGAAAGGAAAGGAAGUUAAAACUUCCCAUGUGGAUUUCAUAUGUUUUAAGACUGCUUUUAUCAUGUUUGUUUCUAAUCUGCUAUGCUUGAAUGCCGCGUGGUACAAUAGGAAAAAAGAAAAGAAACCUAUUACAGAGAUAUUAUGCAAAUUCCCAGAUUUAAAAAGGAAGAAGAAAAAUAAUUCUAACCAGAGCAAGCUUUUUUAUUUUUUAUACAGGGGAAUAUUUUAUUCAAAGUAAAAUUCUAAAGUGAAUAUAAUUUUUUUUAAUCUUUUCUACAGCAAAUUUAUAAUUUUCAGAUUCAGUCCUUGGUUAUCAGCAGUUAUUACAUCCUUGUGGCACAUUUCUUUUGUUUUUAAUUUUGUAAAGGUGAAAUAGCUUUUAUGAGCUCAUGUAGCAAUCAGAUUAUCCUGUGGAUUGAUAAUAAAUAUGGUAUAUAGUUAAAUUUUUAAUAA
Messenger RNA from Pezoporus flaviventris, 3034 nucleotides. RefSeq names its product interferon regulatory factor 2 (gene IRF2). Gene Ontology annotation, molecular function: RNA polymerase II cis-regulatory region sequence-specific DNA binding; DNA-binding transcription factor activity, RNA polymerase II-specific. The record is from RefSeq and is a predicted model, not a curated record. The transcript has 10 exons. Bases 933 to 1991 code for a protein of 352 amino acids. Gene Ontology annotation, cellular component: nucleus. NCBI's taxonomy places the organism in Eukaryota, Metazoa, Chordata, Aves, Psittaciformes, Psittacidae. Gene Ontology annotation, biological process: regulation of transcription by RNA polymerase II; immune system process.